CCCGCAUCCUUCUUCAUCUCAGGUCUGGUCCUCGGACUUCUGCUCCUGAGCACUGCAGCAGCCAUGCGUGGCUGCUCGGGUCCUUACCAGCAGCUCCUCAGCCAGCUCCAGAGGCAAGCGAACCUCACAGAGGACACCAGCUCACUUCUGGAACCCUAUAUCCAACACCAAGACCUGAACACACCUAUCCUGAGAGGAUCCUGCACAGAGCAUCCUGGGGCCUUUCCCAGCAAGGAUGCACUUCGGGGACUGAGCAAGCAAAGCUUCCUGUGGACUGUCAAUACCACCCUGGGCCGAGUCCUGAAAGGACUAGUUACUUUACAAAAGCAACUCUUAAAACCCCAGGACUUAGAAGAACUGGAGACGGCCAAGAGGAACAUACAAGGCAUCAGGAACAACAUCCACUGCAUGUCCUGGUUGCUUAAUGGCUCCUCUGAGACUGUUGAGCCCAUGCCGACAGGCCCAGGGCCUUGGCUGCCUCUCACUUCUGCCCUGGGUGUCUUUCAAGCCAAGCUGGAGGGCUGCAGGUUCCUGCGUGGCUACCAUCGCUUCAUGGGCUCAGUGGGGUGGGUAUUCAGGGAGUGGGGAGAGAGCCCGAGCAGGAGCCGGAGACACAGCCCACGCCGGGCUCUGCACAAGGGGGUCCUCAAGACUAGGAUCUUCAGGAGGGGCAAGAGGCCUGUGCCCCGGGGGCAUCUGCCCUGGUAGCGUAAGGGGCGCACCUUGCAGAUGGAGGACACAGGGAUUCCCUUUGGAAGUGAGGUGUCAUGGCAAGACACCAAACUUGCUCUGCUCCAUCCCCCACGACACAGAAGUGCACUUUAAGGAGAGGAGCUGGCUGGGCUGCUCCUGCCUCCUCUGGGUUGAGGAGAUAGAGUCAGGCUAUUGCACCCCCAGCCCCAAGUUUCCCAGUCCUGGUGGGGUGGCCAGGUCAGGCCACGCGGGACCGACUUUCCAUUGAUUCAGGGGUCUGAUGACACAAGCUGACUCAUGGCUGGGCUGACUACCCCCCUCCCCCCAGAUCCCCAGAGGCCAGCCAACCCUUCCCUCUCAUGACUUGCAGGGCUGUUGACCCCAGACUUCCUCCUUUUCAUGGUGGAAGGAUUCUGAGAGGGAGGUCAGGGCUUGAACUGACCUCUGAUGCCUCAUCAAUGCUCAGGCCAGACACCUGGACAUCUGGGUGACCUCACUUUAGGCAGCUGUUACUGGGGUGGGGUGUCCUGGAGGUCUAGGGAAAGGGUGCUCAGGUCCCAGCCCAGCCACUAACUCACUGUGUGACCUUGGGUGGGUCAUUUUACCUCUUAGGACCUUAGUUUUUUCUUUGGGGAGCCAGGGGACUAUAUAAAACCCCCUCUGCCUGUCAGUUGCUGGGAUUUCGUGACACAGGGUGGACAUCAAAUUCUUUGUAAAUUGGGACAUGUGGUGCAAAUGGCCAUGGCGUGAGUGCAUGCUGAGUUCUCUCCCAGUGCCUGGAAGCACCCAGUCUUGGGUCCUGGCUGCUGGCUGCUCCCCCUGGUGGUGGGUCACGGAAUUUUCUCAUAUUGAAACCAUUACCCUCCUGGAGGGGGUCCCAGAAACUGCUGGGCAGAUUCCUUGGAGCAACAUGUCUAAUUUAUUGACUUUUAUCAGUUUUUAAUCAGUUUCAUAUUUAUAAAGUAUAUUUAUGAUGUGUAUUUAAUGUUAAUAUUGUUCUAACAUAUAUUUAAAACUUGCUGGUUUCUAAA
Ictidomys tridecemlineatus (thirteen-lined ground squirrel) is the source of this 1724-nucleotide messenger RNA. RefSeq names its product oncostatin M (gene Osm). The record is from RefSeq and is a predicted model, not a curated record. Gene Ontology annotation, biological process: oncostatin-M-mediated signaling pathway; immune response. Gene Ontology annotation, molecular function: cytokine activity; oncostatin-M receptor binding. Gene Ontology annotation, cellular component: extracellular region. NCBI's taxonomy places the organism in Eukaryota, Metazoa, Chordata, Mammalia, Rodentia, Sciuridae.